This is a messenger RNA of Molossus molossus (Pallas's mastiff bat), 702 nucleotides long. RefSeq names its product gastric inhibitory polypeptide (gene GIP). The coding region runs from base 1 to 702 and encodes 233 amino acids. Gene Ontology annotation, molecular function: ATP binding; hormone activity; protein folding chaperone. The transcript is spliced from 5 exons. The record is from RefSeq and is a predicted model, not a curated record. Gene Ontology annotation, biological process: regulation of fatty acid biosynthetic process; regulation of insulin secretion; protein folding. NCBI's taxonomy places the organism in Eukaryota, Metazoa, Chordata, Mammalia, Chiroptera, Molossidae. Gene Ontology annotation, cellular component: extracellular region.
AUGAAAGUUGGAGAUAAAGUUCUUCCAAAAUACGAAGGUACCAAAAUAGUUCUAGAUGACAAAGAUGAUUUCUUAUUUAGAGAUGGUGACAUUCUUGGAAGCUCAGGAAAUAACCCUUACAAGACGGUGGCCAUGAAGAUCUCUCUGCUGCUGGUGUCCCUGCUCCUGGCAGUGGUGCUGGGAGAUAAGGAAGAGGACCAUUCCAGAUUCCACACUAAGGUCAGAGGCUCCGGACCUCGAGGCCGCAGGUAUGCUGAGGGGACUUUCAUCAGUGACUACAGUAUCGCUAUGGACAAGAUCCGCCAACAAGACUUUGUGAACUGGCUGCUGGCACAGAAGGGGAGGAAGAAUGACUGGAAACACAACAUCUCUCAGAGGGAGGCCCAGGCCCUAGAGCUGGCCCAUCAAUCUAACAGGAAGAAGGAGGCCAGGGAGCAGCAGGGCUCCCUACCCAAGAACCCCGGUGAGGAGGAUUUGCUGAAGGACUUACUGAUUCAAGAGCUGCUGGCCUGGGUGGCGGAUCAGAAGGAGCUCUGCAGGCUCAGGUGCACAGCUGGGAGGCUUUGGGUGUCUAACCUAGUGGUUAUAAGCUCGCUCGAGCACUGGGGUCAGGCACAGGUUCAGAGCUUCACCCCAACAUAUGCUGGCAAGUUCUUAGACUCUCUGAACCUCGCUGUUUUCAUGAAGACUGGGGAUAUUUAA